Molecule: messenger RNA, 717 nt
Organism: Aplosporella prunicola CBS 121167
Lineage: Eukaryota; Fungi; Ascomycota; Dothideomycetes; Botryosphaeriales; Aplosporellaceae
Exons: 1
Source: RefSeq, a predicted model, not a curated record
UUGGAUACAUGCAGAAAAGAGCAUUGCUGCGAGCAAACCAUCGGUCCAGAUUGGUACCCGACUCGACUACUCGACGUUGCCGAUGAGCCGAUAAAGCUCGUGAUAACAAAAGACGAGCCAGAGAUCGCAGGUCCCUAUGCUACUUUGAGCCAUUGUUGGGGAGACCAAGAGUUUCUCGUGCUUGAAAGCAACUCCAUAUCUGGUUUUCUAGCUGGAAUACCAUCGAACAAACUGCCUCGUAGCUUUCGGGAGACUAUUACAACUAUCCGCGCUCUUGGAAUACGCUAUCUGUGGAUCGACAGCUAUUGCAUCCUUCAGGGGUCUGAGUCUGACAAAGCUGCCCACGACGACUGGAUCCAGGAAGCUGGCCGUAUGGAGGAGGUAUACUCCCAUAGCUGUCUAAACAUUGGGUCUGCACAUGCAAACAAUCCGUAUAACGGGCUCUUCCACCACAGAAAACUGUAUGACGAAGAGACAAUGUUCCUUACAUGGCAGCCAACGAAAACUUCCCCUGUGAAGCGCUACGCUAUGAUAAUGGAUCGGUAUGAACUAUGCGAUAGUCUAAGCCGCGGAGGCUCCGGAGCCCUAAGCGAAAGUACGUUGCUAAAGCGAGGUUGGGUUGUUCAAGAAAUGAUUCUGAGCCAGAGGAUGCUGUCUUUCACAGACAGACAGAUACUUUGGCAUUGUGGGGAGAUGGCCGCUUGUGAGGACUUUCCC